Molecule: messenger RNA, 654 nt
Organism: Papaver somniferum (opium poppy)
Lineage: Eukaryota; Viridiplantae; Streptophyta; Magnoliopsida; Ranunculales; Papaveraceae
Product: histone H3.2-like
Exons: 1
Coding region: 82-492 (136 amino acids)
Cellular component (GO): nucleosome
Molecular function (GO): structural constituent of chromatin; DNA binding; protein heterodimerization activity
Source: RefSeq, a predicted model, not a curated record
CCGAAAUCUCACAUUUUCAUCACAACUCAGAUCCAAUUGUUCCCUCUUAAAACCCUAAAUUACAUUCUGCAUAAAUCUCAAAUGGCUCGUACUAAGCAAACAGCAAGGAAAUCAACAGGAGGAAAAGCUCCAAGGAAGCAAUUAGCAAUAAAGGCAGCUAGAAAAUCAGCACCUGCAACAGGAGGAGUGAAGAAACCUCAUAGAUUCAGGCCAGGAACUGUAGCUUUAAGAGAAAUCAGAAAGUAUCAAAAGAGUACUGAACUUUUGAUCCGUAAACUUCCAUUUCAACGUUUGGUUCGAGAGAUUGCUCAGGAUUUUAAGACUGAUUUAAGGUUUCAAAGUUCAGCAGUUGCAGCUCUUCAAGAAGCAGCUGAAGCUUAUCUUGUUGGUCUCUUUGAAGAUACUAAUCUCUGUGCAAUUCAUGCUAAGAGGGUUACCAUCAUGCCUAAGGAUAUUCAACUUGCUAGGAGAAUCAGAGGUGAACGUGCUUGAAGAAUGAAAUAAACUAGGGUUUCUGUGUAAAUGUUCUCGAGGUUUAAGGCUAAGAUGAAUGAUAUUAGGUAGUAUUUUCUUUUCUGAAUGGAAUGGAUUUUGUAUCAGUCAUGCUAUCUUGACUGCUUAAUUACCAUCUAAUGAAAUCAAGAUUUGGUUCUA